AUGUUACUUCUGUUUGCUGCAACCUUUGCACUUUCAGUGACUUCCUUGGAAAUUCAUCAAUCUGUUUCAGAAGUGGAAAAGGGCAACGAAAUGCAUUAUUUUAUUUCAGAGCGACAACAGUUACCUCAUAUUCGAUUGAUUCGAGAUUUACUUUCUACCAAGAGAUAUGAUCCGAGUGUUCGACCGGUUGGGAAUUAUUCCAAAUCGUUAACGGUGCACAUCAGUAUGAGUUUAUACCAAGUCGUCGAUGUGGAUGAACCAUCACAGUAUUUGACCUUAAAUAUAUGGAUGAUUCAGAAAUGGGUGGACGAAUUUCUGGAUUGGAAUCCUAGUGAGUAUGACAUGAUCAACUAUACAGUGCUCCCGCAUAGUGCUUUGUGGAUCCCUGAUACUUUCAUCUACAACAGUGUGGUGAUGAGUCGUGAGGGAAGUGAGCGAUACAUGAAUGUUGCUGUAAAAAGUAGACAUUGGAAAGAUAAGUGUGGUGCCGAAGUAUUCUUCUUAUAUCCAGCACUUUACACUAUACGUUGCCGCAUAGAUAUACGCUAUUUUCCGUACGAUCAUCAGAACUGCACUUUAACUCUUGGUUCAUGGACAAGUAGUAAGGCUUUACUUAAUUAUACGACAGAUAAAGCAGUUAAUAUGCAUUCGUAUAUACUGAACGAAGAAUGGGAUAUUCUUUCAUUUAAUCUCUAUCGCCAUGAAUAUCUAUAUGCCUGUUGUCAAGAUCCCUGGGUCAUUAUCGAAGGAUAUCUGAUCAUCAGAAGGAAGCCAUUAUAUUACGUAGUCAAUCUCAUUAUACCGACAACCAUUUUAACAUUGGUGGCAAUAGUUGGCUUCUUUACGCCAGCUUCAACAAGCGAUGAAAGAACGGAAAAAAUUACGAUCGGUAUCACCGCCCUAUUGGCAAUAUCCAUCCUGAUGUUAAUGGUUUCUGAUCAAAUGCCAACAACUUCGGAUUUUGUGCCUCUUAUUGCUUGGUUCUAUUUGUCAAAUAUCAUCGUCAUUUCCACAGCAACAUUUUGUACUUGCACUGUUCUCUGUAUUCAUGGCCAUCAUAAAAACGGUAAAUUACCGCCUGUUCUUAUUCGAAUAUUAUUCUUCAAGUAUAUCUGCAACUAUUUGUGUAUUUCUCCACCAUACGAAUUGAUUAUAUUAUGGAGUGGAAAAGAGGGAAAUGUCCUUCAAAGGUUGAAACAAAAGAAAUCUAUACAGUAUACGGUACAGUCGCUGGAUAAAGAAAAGUUAACUCUCACUGAAUUAUCAGUGAAAUCACCAAUGCAAGGAAUCCUCGAGAGUGAUACUAAUAAAGAAGCACAGCAGGGAGCGCAGAGAUUAUCAGCGAAAGAAAAUUGGACUCAAAUUUCCUUCAGACUGAAAGAUAUUUUACAUAAAAACAGAGAUCGAUCAGAAGUUAUACCCAAAGAAAACUCACUGACUUCUUUGUUGCAAAAGAUGCGAAAAACAUCUACAGUUCACUCAAAUCGGAGGAAUCUAUCACUUUGGAAUAGUGCAGUUCAAUUUGUACGAUUUACAAGCAAUGAUUUAUCACAGAAGCCUGAAUCAGCCGAAUUAAAAUCAAUGAAGUAUCACAGACAAUGCACAUUGGAAUGGGAAUUCUUGGCUACAGUAGUAGAUCGAAUUUUUUUGUUACUUUUCUCAACUAUUACCAUACUGAUUAUUAUCGUUCUAGCAAUAACAGCCAAAUUGGCUCAGUAUCGUUUCAAUACUGCAUUAGAGAUCGCCCAGAAUUGA
This is a messenger RNA of Brugia malayi, 1755 nucleotides long. RefSeq lists its product as uncharacterized. Gene Ontology annotation, molecular function: transmembrane signaling receptor activity; extracellular ligand-gated monoatomic ion channel activity; neurotransmitter receptor activity. Gene Ontology annotation, cellular component: neuron projection; membrane; synapse. Gene Ontology annotation, biological process: nervous system process; regulation of membrane potential; chemical synaptic transmission. The record is from RefSeq and is a predicted model, not a curated record. NCBI's taxonomy places the organism in Eukaryota, Metazoa, Nematoda, Chromadorea, Rhabditida, Onchocercidae. The transcript has 14 exons. The coding region runs from base 1 to 1755 and encodes 584 amino acids.